GUCAAGAACUUUGGCCGAAGUGGGCGAACGAAGUACACUCAUCUUGUUGAUCAAGAUACCACAUCAUUUGAGUCUCCGUGGAUGGCAGACACGACUCAAAAUGUCAAAUUCCACAACAACCAAGCUGCAGGAAUGAAACAAGUCUUCGAGAAGCCUAGUCUGAAAAAGAGGAAAAUGCCGAGCAAUUAGAGUUUUUAACUAUUUAGUCUUGUAAAAAAGUGUAAAUAAUGUAAUUUAUGUACUGUGAUAAGUGAAACAAAUUAAAUACACAUGUGUAACGUUUGUAUAAAUAAAUCGACUUUAUUAUAAAAUUGU
Messenger RNA from Bemisia tabaci, 315 nucleotides. NCBI's taxonomy places the organism in Eukaryota, Metazoa, Arthropoda, Insecta, Hemiptera, Aleyrodidae. The record is from RefSeq and is a predicted model, not a curated record.